Molecule: messenger RNA, 2378 nt
Organism: Sesamum indicum (sesame)
Lineage: Eukaryota; Viridiplantae; Streptophyta; Magnoliopsida; Lamiales; Pedaliaceae
Product: BEL1-like homeodomain protein 2
Biological process (GO): regulation of DNA-templated transcription
Molecular function (GO): DNA binding
Source: RefSeq, a predicted model, not a curated record
UGAAGUGAGGGAGUGAAGAGGAAGAGAGCGACCCUUCUUUUUUCUCAUCUCUCCUUUCAUUAUCCCUUCUCCCUGGCUUUCUAUUGUCUGAUCCCUAAGAUUCCAUGAAGCAGAUUUCAAGCAGAAAGAUCAACACAUUCAGCAAGCUGCAGAUAUGAUCAGUUGAUUUCUAGCUUAUUGUUACACUGAUUCAUCCCCGAAAACGAGGUUCAUUUCAAGAUUCUGAGUUAAUUAGAGAAGGAGAAGAGAAACAGACCUAAAAUCUAGGACAAGGAUUUUGAGUUCUUUGGCCUCAAGAUUUUGGUUUGGUUUCUUGUAUGAAUUCUAUGUCCCAAAGCUUCCAUCAAGGAAUCUACAACUUUCCAGGUACACAUGAAAGAGCAAAACAGCAAGGGGAGUGGAUGAUAAGAGAGCAAGGCGGCGGGUUUGAGCCGCUGCCCCAAGCUGAUUUAGAUGGGCAGCCACCGGUGUACGAUACCGGUGGUAUGCUGACCGAGAUUGUCAAUUUGCCGUGGCGAAAAGCUAGCACCGAGGUUUUGGAUGAUCAGAUCCAAUCAAGUUACCGGUGGCCUCAAAAACAACAGCUGUCAGCAGCAGUAGUAAAUGAGGCUGCUGCAGAUGAGCUUCCUUUGAUCAAUCCACAAAUUACAGCUUCUUCUUGCACUACUUCUUACCUUCAGAAGUUAGUUCCCAGCUCAUCGGACUCUAACCUUCAAGGGUUUCACUUGAUUAGUCCUGUCCCAGCAUCCAACAUGGAGCCCCAAUCCCAGUUCACUUGGAUUCCAGGUAGCAGCAGUCGAGACAUGGAAGAUGCAAGAACUGGGAGGGUCUUGGAGGGACAAGGUCUUUCGUUGUCGCUGUCUUCUUUAAGAAACCUGGAAGCUGCCAAAUUCGAGAAAAUAACUGCAGCAAAUGGUGAAUUAUUCUUUCCAGGUCAAGGAAUUGGGGCUUCAUGUAAUAAUCCCUACGGAUCCAAGGAUUUCGCAACAAAUCAGCUACUGUUCAACCCUCCAAGACUAGCAUCAUCAUCAUCAUCAUCAGGUCAUGGUAAUCAGGUCCAUUUUGGGUAUGUUGAAUCUGCAAGAAGCACAAAUUUCCUUAGAAAUUCACGGUACUUGAGGGCCGCUCAAGAACUCCUGGAAGAAUUCUGCUCUGUGGGAAGAGGGCAAUUGAAGAAUCAGAAAAUCAAGAAUCAAGAUAGAAACCCUAAUUCAGUCCCGGAUAGUGGUGGGGUUGCAACUGGACCAUCUUCCUCAAAAGACCAUCACCAUCCCUUGGCUCAUGCCGAAAGAACUGACCACCAGAGGAGAAAAAUUAAGCUACUAGCAAUGCUUGAUGAGGUGGACACGAGAUACUUGAGAUACUGCGAACAAAUGCAGGCAAUGGUGUAUUCGUUCGACUCGAUAGUGGGGCAAGGGGGGGCGGCCGUGUACACAGGACUAGCACGGAAGGCAAUGUCGCGGCACUUCCGGUGCAUGAAGGAUGCAAUAAUAGGUGAGGUGAAGGUGAGCUGCGAGGCUCUGGGGGAGAAAGAUGUGAAUGUAGGGAGUGGAUUGACGAAAGGGGAAACUCCAAGGCUGAAGUUGCUUGAGCAAAAGUAUAGGCAGCAAAAAGCCCUUCAACAUAUGGGAAUGCUGGACCCUGAAUCCUGGAGGCCCCAGCGGGGAUUGCCCGAGCGCGCUGUUAACAUCUUGAGAUCUUGGCUUUUUGAGCAUUUUCUCCAUCCGUAUCCGAGUGAAGCGGACAAACAUUUGCUGUCUCGGCAGACUGGUUUAUCCAAAAACCAGGUCUCCAAUUGGUUCAUAAAUGCUAGGGUUCGCCUCUGGAAGCCCAUGGUGGAACAAAUGUACCAGCAGGAGUUCCAAGAUCAAGACGUACAACACUCACCUGCACAACAACAAGAAGAAGAAGAACCUAAACCUCAAGAAAAUACCAAUGCACCUAAACCAGCAGAAAAGGGCCCAGCUUCAAAGACCACUUCAGAGGUGGGCGGCGCCACCUCCGCCGCGAGCUAUGAGUACCGGCGGUUCAUGGAGAACCCGGAGGUGGGCCUGGGUUCGGAUCAGUUUGGUUUGGUUGGUGUUGGGGCGCAGGGCGGAGGAGGGGAAGUGUCGCUUACUUUGGGACUGAGGAAUUCCGACAACGUGCCCAGCAGAAUUGGACAACUCUCAAUUAGGGACUUCCAAGCUUAUUAAUGCAGAUUCAUAGUAUUGAUUGAUGAAAACAGUAUAAACACAUUGAGUAAUGUAUGUCAGCACGUUAAUUAUUGCUACUAUAAUUGUAAAGUGCGUGUAAUUGGUUGGUACAUACAUAGGAGGACAGAAUAAUAAUUUGUUGUUAAUUAUGGUGAAUGCAAAAAAUGAUUCCCGACUUUAUCA